AUGUCUGGAUUAAGAUUGGAAAUUCCUGAUGAUCAUGAUUAUCCCGCCGCAGAUUACAUGAUCAUUUGGCUUGAUGAUCAUAUCGGUCAACCAGAUCAAUAUGAAGUAAUGAAAAAAGCAUUCACGAGCAACAUCGAUUCUCGCCAUCAGACUGUAACAAAUUUAACCAAUAAAGAUUAUACCUACCUUAUCGGUGCUCAAAAUCCCACGCACAUCGAACUCGCUGAUAUUCCAAUGCUUCUACUAGCAUUUGAUAACCCUCUGACAUGUUACGACGCAUUCGAGGAAAACAAAGACAGACGUAUUUAUUUUAUUACCUCUGGAACUUUGGGCAAACAUAUUAUACCUAGGCUCAUUGAAAAUCAUACGCAUCUAUUCAAAGAUCCGAUUACAAAAAAGCCUUAUUCUUCGAUGUAUAUUUUCUGUGGAAACACUGCGCAUCACAUGGAUUGGUUAAUGGACUAUGUAGAACAUUUGCAGACAUUUAAUCAUGAGAAGGAUUUAUUGACUCGUCUAAUACGCGAUGUUGCUAUGAAUUUUAUUGAACAAAGUGAAUAUUCUCUCAAGCAAGCUCUUGCUCGAUAUAAACAAUCGAAGAAAGUGUUGAAUCGCUACUUGCAAAUGAAUGAACCUUGUAGAAAAGAUCUGGAACACGUCGAACGACGGAUUGCGGCAAUAGAAAAGAUCAUAAAUCCAAAUAAAUCCGAUGCUUAUGCACAAACUGACGAUAUUUCCGAUAAUACAACGAACGACAAUGAAGAAGUAGAAGAUCUACGUUUAAGUGAAGCAUUUUUAACAAAAGCAGCCUCUAUUCAACGUUUUUUUUUAUCGAAUCCAGAAAUUUCGAUGGCCGAAUGGAAAAUCUCUGAUUUUCAGCCUGGUUUUGUUAUUGCCUGGCUAGAUGCCAAUAUGGGUCAACCGAACAACAAUGAAACGAGUAAGAAUGAAUUAGCCAGCAGCGCCAACUUAAGUUGUACACCAGCAAAUGAACAGUUCGAUAAUAUCAACUACUUAAUUCAACAAACCUUCACAGAUCUAAGCAAUGGACCAGUAAAUACUCUGAUUAAAGAUGUAUUACGAAUGUUUACCGAUCGACAACAAUGCAUUGAUUUCGUUAGACAAAGCUUAACAGUAGGGAAAAAAGUAUUUCUAAUCGUGUCUGGUUCAAUAGGUGCCCCGGUUGUUCGUGAAUUGUAUCGACAGUUAACUGGUUGUAUUUAUGUGUUUUGUGGAGACAGAAAUGCACAUCCAUGGACUGACGAAUACUCGCAACAUCUGGAAGUAUACGAUGACGAAUUAGGAGUGUUCGCAAAUGUGCUAUCAGAUAUCGGCAUAUAUUAUUUGCAAAAACAUGGUGAAGAAACAUGCAGUGCGAUAGAUGCGAUUAGAUAUCUUCAUUGGGCUCGACAGUUUUUCUACAGAGCUCGUAGAUUGGAUGGUGCCAAAAGAGAAGAAUAUAUCCAAAUGGUAGACGAUGCAAUUCAAGAGCGGCAAAACUCCCUUCCAAAUUACAUCGAGUUUGAUGAUGAUAAAAUGGACUUCACAUCACAAGAAGCAAUUGACUGA
Adineta ricciae is the source of this 1566-nucleotide messenger RNA. Lineage: Eukaryota; Metazoa; Rotifera; Eurotatoria; Adinetida; Adinetidae. The record is from the annotation of a GenBank genome assembly.